Monoraphidium neglectum is the source of this 198-nucleotide messenger RNA. RefSeq lists its product as hypothetical. The record is from RefSeq and is a predicted model, not a curated record. The transcript has 2 exons. Bases 1 to 198 code for a protein of 65 amino acids. Lineage: Eukaryota; Viridiplantae; Chlorophyta; Chlorophyceae; Sphaeropleales; Selenastraceae.
AUGGCUACGACUAUUGUUGGCGCGGUGGUCGCGAGCCGGGCGCUGGAUGAUGUGGACCCCGCUUUGGCGGAGGAUGAGGCGGCGCUGCAGCAGGAAGGGCGGCGGCGCCGCAUGACCCUCGAGGAGGCGGAGCAGCUGCAGCUGUUGCAGCAGCAGGAGCAGCAGCAGCAAGCAGGGUCGCAGAGCUCCCCGAAGUGA